Molecule: messenger RNA, 1263 nt
Organism: Motacilla alba alba
Lineage: Eukaryota; Metazoa; Chordata; Aves; Passeriformes; Motacillidae
Product: basic proline-rich protein-like
Exons: 1
Coding region: 1-1263 (420 amino acids)
Source: RefSeq, a predicted model, not a curated record
AUGCAAGGGAAAUCACCUGCUUGGAGAACCGAGAUAUCCGUACAUACACACACGUACACCGCCACUUGCCGUCUAUUCCCCGCCCGGCCCUCACGCACGGCUGUGGGCGGGGCUCAGGCGCGGGCCCCGCCCCCGGCUGUUGGGCGCGCGCCACCCUCACCUCAGCGCACCCCGCCGGCCGCCCCCGCGCGCGCCGCCCCCGCCCUUCCCUAUUGGUUUCCCCGGAGCCGCGCCGGGCGCCCAUUGGCGCGCACCGAGCAGGGCGCGGCCCGGGGCGGGGCACCUGAACAAAGCGUGAUCGGGCGCCGCCGCGCGCCGACCUUUCCCCCAGUUCCCCCGCGCGGCGCCCCCGCCUCCGGCGCGCGGCGGCGGCCGGCUGUGAGGGCGGGCGGGGGAAGGAGCCCGGGCGGGAGGAGCCGUCACCGCGGGCGGGGGCCGGGCUGGGGUCAGCGCCGCCACACCCGACGCCUCCCGCCGCGGGGCAAGGGAAGCGAAGCGGCGACCCUGCGGGAAGCGGAUUACGGGGGCGACGGCCGGCUCUUCCCGCGGCGCCGCUCCGCUUCCCUGCCGCCGCGCCGCCCACCCCGCGUGGCGCCGGGAUCCCCCCGGCUUUCUCCUCCUCCCUCACCGCUGCCGCUCGGUACAUGCGGCCGCCGAGGCCAGCGCCCGCACCCGGUCGGGAACGCGGGCAAAAGAGGCUGCACGGCGCCGGACCGGCGCUGCCAACAGGUUCUCGGCGGUUUCUGUCCCUCCCGCGGCUUCCCUCGCCGGCUUGCCCCGCGGAGGGCUCUCCGCGCGGGCGGCUCUCCUACAGCCCACCCCAGCAGCUCCAGUCCCUCACCGCGACUCAGCCACUCCAGCCGCUGCCCCAGCCCGACCUCCUGCCCGUGGUCCCUCCUAUCGAGGGUCGCCGCCGCACGUGCCCCGGCGAUCCCCGUGCCGCACCACCCCCGGGGACUCCCGUCCCAGCCGCCCGGACCCCCGGGAUGCCCGGUUCGCUCACCGGAGGAGCCGAGCCCGCCCCGAGGUGCCGCCGCCGCUCUCCCGGUUUUCCUCUUUUUGUUCGCCGCUCCCCACUCGGGCGGCGGCGCCCCCGGGCCCGCGCGCGGGGGGGUGGGCGGGGCCCCCGGCCGCCCGCCGGCCAAUCGCCGGCAAAGGUGUGUGGGGCGGCGACCAAUGGGCGCCGGGCUGCCGCGCGUGAUCGGCGGCCGCGCGGCGGCGUGGCCGGAGUGUCAGCGCGGCGUGUCCCCCGCCGGCGGCUGA